Messenger RNA from Gopherus flavomarginatus (Mexican gopher tortoise), 2435 nucleotides. RefSeq names its product BTB/POZ domain-containing protein KCTD12-like. Gene Ontology annotation, molecular function: protein binding. NCBI's taxonomy places the organism in Eukaryota, Metazoa, Chordata, Testudines, Testudinidae. The transcript has 2 exons. The coding region runs from base 448 to 1326 and encodes 292 amino acids. Gene Ontology annotation, biological process: regulation of G protein-coupled receptor signaling pathway; protein homooligomerization. The record is from RefSeq and is a predicted model, not a curated record.
UGAGUGUAUUGCUUCCCUAAUGCUAAGUGGCUGCUGCAGUCAGAGAGGAAGGCGCUCGCUGGUUUCAUUUCCAGGACAGCGUGCCAGUGGAUGUUGAUGUACAGCACCCCCAGGGGCUGGCGAUUUGAAGGCGGCAGGUUGCCCUUUCCCCGGCACGCCAGUUUUGUGUGCGCGUGGGUGGCUUUCCUCUUGCCUGGGAAUGGAUGGUCGUUUUUUGGAGGGCAGAUCAAGGCUGCCGUGCUAGGCUCCUUGAGGGACCCGCUGGCGAGGAGGGAUUGUCUGUCCCCGGAGGAAUGAAAGCCACGUAACAGGAGAAAUACUAAAGAGCCCGAAGACAUUCUCAUUGCUUCUGCCCUUUGCCUCCCUUGCCAGCCUUGGCUGGGUCUGUGGCCACUAUCGCUUUGAAAGGGAGCAGCUGGAAAGGUGGGAAGGAGGAGGUGGCUCAUCAUGGCCUUGGCGGACAAUGCAAGCUGUGCCAAAUCCAGCGAUGACUUCCUUUUCCCAGAGAUCAUUGAGCUCAAUGUGGGUGGGCAGGUCUACAUCACACGCCACCCCACCUUGGUCAGUGUGCCCGGCUCACUGCUCUGGGAAAUGUUCACUCAGAAGAACAUCCGCUCCUUGGCCCGGGACAGCAAGGGCCGCUUCUUCGUGGACCGAGAUGGUUUCCUCUUCCGCUACAUCCUGGAUUACAUGAGGGACCAGCAGCUGGUGCUACCCGACCACUUCCCAGAGAGGAACCGCCUGCAGCGGGAAGCUGAGUACUUCAAGCUACCGGAGCUGGUCAAGAUGUUGUCUCCAAAGCUCAGCAAGCAGAACUCCAUCGGGGAUGACCCAUGCCAAAGUGACCCAGAGGAGCUGUCUCCCAAUGCGGACACGGCCCGCAACCUUGCCUCUGCCAGCGCCGCCCUGACUAAUGCCCCCGUGGGCUCCUUUGCCUCCAGCGGGGUUGGUGCUGGCCCAGACAUCCGAAGGUCAGGUUUCAUCACCAUUGGCUACCGGGGCACCUACACGCUGGGCAGGGACAGCCAGACGGAUGCCAAGUUCCGCAGGGUGGCGCGGAUCAUGGUGUGUGGCAAGACCUCGCUGGCCAAAGAAGUCUUUGGGGACACCUUGAAUGAGAGCAGGGACCCUGACCGACCUCCGGAGAGGUACACUUCCAGGUACUACCUCAAAUUCACCUUCCUGGAGCAAGCCUUUGACAAACUGGCCGACGCUGGCUUCCACAUGGUGGCAUGCAACUCCACGGGCACCUGCGCCUUUGCCCAUGACCAGACAGACGACAAGAUCUGGACCUCUUACACCGAAUAUGUUUUCUAUCGUGAGUGACAGUUAUCAAAAACCAAACACCAAAUGCCAACUCUCCCUCCCCACCUGCUGUGCUGGCUGUUUUCUGUAGAACUUAGACAUCACACCCUUGAACCUUGGUAUUUUUCCUCCUUCCUUUACAUUUGUUUUUCCAAGUCGAACCCUCUCUGGCUCCCUCUUGUACUGGUUAUUGAAUAACACCAACCCUCUUUUCUCCAACUUCCAACGGUAGCUCCCAAUCCUCCCCAGAUCCUGGACUUGGCAGUUCUUGUACAAGGGAAGAGGGGGGAAACAAAUAUCUUUGUGUUGGGGAGAACUGCUCGGGGAUUUUUGCUGCUGGAUAAGCUCACCAGACUUAAUGAGUGAAGAGACGCCGAGCAGAGCUCCAGCCAGGUUGUAAUCGGAACCAAUUCCCAGCCUCACUAUGUGUAUACCCAAGGAAUGCACUGUGUAUGCUGUACCAGAUUUGCUGGGUAACUAGUGCAAGGGGAAUCUCGGUUCCAUGUUAUGGCUGGUGGAGGGAGCAAAGGGGAAAGAGAUCCUGAUACUGUAGAUAUAUUGCCAAUAGCCUAUGUAAGCAGCUUAGCAUUUAGACUGCCAGUGCUUGGAAAGGUUAGAGAGAUAGAGUCGUGCCACUUGUGUUUGCAGCUCUCGAUUCAAAACAUUUUCGCUCUCCUAACUGAGAUGCUUCUUGAUUCUUCGAUAUGGGAGAGAGACACAUACCCCUGUGUAUAUACCUGGGAUAGGACGGGAUGGAGGGGAAGGCCUAUCUGGUAUUUUCACACAACGGGGUGUAUAAUAGACCUUUAGAACUGUUUGAUGUCAGCGUCAAAUUUACCUUCAUCAUUCAGUCACUUAGAGUAGGAAGAAGGUAAUCAGACUCCAGGAGGACCGGCUUUGAUUGCUACAGCGAAUGACAUUCUGGUUUGCCCACAGCUAUGACUAUAUAUUUAUAGAUUAAAGAGAAUCUUAACUGAAAAGGAGGGGGAAAAAAUCUUUGCCGCUUCAUUGGCAACCUCUCGCUAGGUCUCUUUCUAAUUGUGGCGCUCCGCUCUCUGUUCGCGGGCCUGAGGCUGGCUGGCUGCUGCUUUACCAUGCCUGGGCCACAUGUAAUAAAGGAACAAAAAAGA